AAUUCACCAGGCACCAACUGCCAUUGAACUGGGCGCUUCCGCUUCACGUACCAAUAUUGACACGUACCAACGUAGAUACGCCGCAGAAAGCACUGAAGGCUGAAGCUAGGCCCGAUUCCGAUUGGAGAGCUCUGAGCUUUCAAGUUUUGAAAGGAUCAAAAUGCUAGCAGCUAGCAUGACGUUCUGUAGCUCUAGGCGGCGCUGGCAGUGGGACUCGCUGUUCUCAGGUUCCUAGAUUAAGAUCGGGCUUCGCGGUGGGUGUUGCACAAACAUUGAUUUCUGAAUAGAGCAGAGCAUGGCUUCUCUGCCACCAGAAGAGCACAAACCUGCUUCCCGCCCCAAGUAUGUGUGGUCUCGCCUCUCCCCCACGGUUUGGAAGAUCGUGGAGUAUGAUCCAUACGGAGAGUACCCCUUCAUGUACCUCCUCGAAGGAGCGGACAGGCUGCUCCUGCUAGACACGGGGUGCGGAACCGGCGACCUUCUGAGCUUUGUCACCAGUUCUGAGCUGAACCCGCAGCAAUUGCCGAUUUACAUUGUCUGCACUCACAGCCAUUUUGACCACAUUGGCUGCAAUUGGCAGUUCAGCGGCGCGGGGGGAAAGGCUGCGUGCUGUGCCGAGCUCGCGUUCGGGGCGGUGGAUAAGCAAUGGACGGAAACUUGGGGGAGCAACCCCUUCAGCUUCGGGGAGCGAGUCAAGGGGUUCAAAAUCACAAAGUGGCUGGCAGAUGGGGAGGUUAUCCGGCUAGGCCCCGGCGAUCUCGACUCCGUCCGCGUACUCUUCACCCCCGGGCACACCCCCGACCAGAUCGCGCUCUACUAUGCAAAAGAACGCUGGGACGCGUACCAAAGCUCGGUGACUAAGCUGAUGCGAUUGGUUGAAGAAGAGGAGGCGGCCGCCCCGGGGGAUCCCCCGGUCAUCUUGUGCUCGGGGCAUAUUGACGACUUUCUCCCGGCCAAAGCCGCGCUUGGGCAGUUUGGCAACCUGGUUGCUGGAAUAAAGGACGGGUCACUCGCGAAGAUCCGCAACACAGCGCUGGGGAUGGAGUUCGAGGAGUAUAAGCUGGGCACCGUGUCCAUAGCUUUUCUGCCCGAGAAGCAACCGAGGCCCGGCUGUUGUAAUCUGACCGAAAGGUGA
Messenger RNA from Klebsormidium nitens, 1135 nucleotides. The record is from the annotation of a GenBank genome assembly. Lineage: Eukaryota; Viridiplantae; Streptophyta; Klebsormidiophyceae; Klebsormidiales; Klebsormidiaceae.